Messenger RNA from Triticum dicoccoides, 841 nucleotides. Its product is annotated as MADS-box transcription factor 1-like. The record is from RefSeq and is a predicted model, not a curated record. Bases 22 to 564 code for a protein of 180 amino acids. The transcript is spliced from 7 exons. Lineage: Eukaryota; Viridiplantae; Streptophyta; Magnoliopsida; Poales; Poaceae. Gene Ontology annotation, biological process: regulation of DNA-templated transcription. Gene Ontology annotation, molecular function: DNA-binding transcription factor activity. Gene Ontology annotation, cellular component: nucleus.
UUGUUUUCAUAUGUCAACAGCAUGUACAAAAUACUUGAGAGAUACCGCACCUGCAACUACAACUCACCAGAAGCAACCCCUCCAGCAGAAAAUGAAAUAAAUUACCAAGAAUAUCUGAAGUUGAAGACCAGACUUGAAUAUCUUCAAAGUUCACAAAGAAAUAUUCUCGGUGAGGAUCUGGGCCCACUUACCAUGAGGGAGCUUGAGCAAAUUGAGAACCAAAUAGACAUAUCUCUCAAGCAUAUCAGGACAAGAAAGAAUAAAGUAUUACUUGAUGAGUUAUAUGACCUGAAAAGUAAGGAGCAAGAAUUGCUGGAUCAAAACAAAGACCUGAGGAAGAAGUUGCAUGACAUCAGCUGUGCCGAGAAUGCGCUCCAUAUGUCAUGGCAAGAUGGAGGGCACGGUAGCUCCAGUGGGCAUGCCAUCAAGACUACUUAUCCGGGACUGCUGCAACGCCCGGAACAUGAUUCCUCCAUGCAAAUUGGGUACCAUCAGCUGAACAACGAAGACAUGGCUCCACAGCGCCUUGAUGGACACCUUGGAUCUUUUGCAGGUUGGAUAUGAUUAAGUUCAGACGAUGAGCCAGGCAUGAUUCAACACGUAUUGUAUGCCCAAUCUGGAGUCCAGGAACUCUGGAUAUUAUUGUUGUAGUGCACACUGGUUUAUAUACUGAGACUGCCGCUCAUUGCACUUCCCUGAAGAAUAAAAACAGGCCAUUCAUUCGAGUCGAGUACGUAACUCUUGUAAUGGUCUAUUGAUCCACAGACAUGGGACGUCACCUGGUCUGGCGUUGCCUCCCGUGUAUGUAGCUAGUGUGCUUGGACUUGAGUGUCACUUGUUA